AUGACAUUUCGAUAUUCCGAUCCAUUAGUUCAAGUGAUCAUCGUUGGCGUCAUAUGCCUGCUGACCUCCGGCAUGUUCAAUGCCUUGAAUGGUUUGGGAGGAGGAGGUCAAUUAGAUACCCGAGUUGCAUCAAAUGCGAACGUGGCUCUGUAUACUACAUUCUCUAUAGGUGGUUUACUGGCCGGUCCUAUUGUAAAUAAAUUUGGACCAUCAAUCUCCAUGGCUCUUGGAGGUACCACUUAUGCUAUAUAUUCUGGAUCACUUUUAUAUUUUAAUCAUGAACGAGGGGAACUCUUUCCGGUUUUUGCUGGUGCCAUACUUGGUCUUGGUGCCGCUCUUCUCUGGACUGGUCAGGGUGCAAUCAUGUUGUCAUAUCCUUUUGAAGAAAAUAAAGGAAAAUAUAUUGGUCUUUUUUGGAUAAUUUUUAAUUUAGGCGGUGUACUAGGCUCCAUUGUUCCAAUUGCUUUGAACUGGAAUUCCGAAGCGGGCUCUGUGAAUGAUGGGACAUACAUUGGAUUUAUAAUUCUCAUGGGUUUAGGAGCUAUUCUUGCUUUAGUUUUGCUUCCACCAAGCAAGGUGUAUCACGAUAAUGGUCAACACGUUAUCAUUCAGAAAUAUCCCAGAUGGCGAACCGAAGUAUUUGAAGUUCUAAAGCUAUUUUUAAAUUGGAAAAUUCUUCUUCUCUCGCCGAUGUUUAUUGCAAGCAAUUGGUUUUACGCGUAUCAGUUUAACGACGUAAACGCCUUCUAUUUUAACAUUCGUACGCGAGCCUUUAACAAUCUGUGGUAUUGGGCUGCACAAAUUGUCGGAGCCGCGAUAUUUGGUAAAUUCCUCGACAUUAAGGCACUCAGUAGAAGGAACCGUGGACUCAUAGGGCUAUUGAUCCUGGCAAUCACAGUGAUGGCGAUAUGGAUUGGUGGGCUGGUUUUUCAAUUAACUUAUAAACGUGAAGACAAAGUUACUCCGAUGGAUUUAUAUGAUCCUGGAUACUUCCCAAAAUUAUUACUUUAUAUUUUAUAUGGCAUGAAUGAUGCGAUGUAUCAGUGUUAUGCCUAUUGGGUCAUGGGAGCCCUUACCAACGACGCGACUAUUUUAGCGAGAUUUUCCGGCUAUUAUAAAGCCGUCCAAUCGGCAGGAGGAGCUGCGAGUUGGCGGAUAGAUGCUGUUAACACUGGAUUCCUCGAACAAUUGAUUAUAUGUUGGUCGCUUCUGGCAGUUUCGUUACCAUGUACAUUUGCUGUUGUACUUGGAUUAAAGGAAACAAAUUAUGAAGAGAACGAAAAGAAGGACCAAAAUGAACCUAAAGACGCUGAAAAUAGAGGAACAGAUCCUAAGGAUAUAAAUAAUGAAGUU
Messenger RNA from Acaulospora morrowiae, 1353 nucleotides. Lineage: Eukaryota; Fungi; Glomeromycota; Glomeromycetes; Diversisporales; Acaulosporaceae. The record is from the annotation of a GenBank genome assembly.